AUGACUGGUCCUACCGGGCAUUUACUGUCACCUGAUGGACCUGUACCGCACCUACACAGCCUUUCUCUAGAAUUUGAUAAUGACACGAGUGAGAGCUUGGGCAGGGAUAUCAUCAGUCUGCAUGAUCCGGCCACAAUAUGGCCAAGCAGAUCACUCGAGAGGCGCCGCGCCUUUCAGCACUUGUUGAACAGAUACAACCGUCAGAUCCUCUACGGAUGCAAAAAUCCUCGUUGUGAGACGCCCACAUGUCUCAGCCGCCAGCAACGGGUAGCCAAAGGCCCAUUUCGCCCAUACACAGUACUCAGCGCGCGGGCUUUAGCUACCUUCCUUGCUUCACAGGAUCAACCGGAAAGGGGCAUUUGUCCUCACCAGCCGGUCGAUAUUGACUCGGGACCGAGGUCACCCGCCAAAGUCAAACGGGCAGGCAAUAAGCCAGACAAUAGAGGAAGUUCGCUUGCAAAUCCGAGAUCCAGCCAUACUACUUCAACACCUCAAUCAGCUAGUGGCGUCGAAUUUACACCGGUCCAGAGACGGAAGAUCAAGGUCCACAUUGCGAAUGGGCAUACAAAGACACUUGGGCUGGAACCUGAAACUUCAAGGGCUGGGAGCUACGAGGAGCCCAAAUCCAAUGAUCAUGUUCGCAAAGAUAAAGACCCAAAGUCCUUCACCCAGAACCUAUUCGAUACCGUUGCCAUGAAAUUACUGCACCGAACAAAUGCUUCAGGCAGUCAUCCGCCUUGGGCUCCUUCGAAUGAAAGAGCGCAGCUGGUAGGUUCUUCGACUCUAGACAGCAACAGUCUAGAGCAUCAAAUAGACUUGGAACUCUCGAAGAACGCCGAGAAAGGUAUCGAAAGGCCUCUGAUACCAGAUACAGAGUCUGCUAGAGCAGCGCAUGGCUAUGAUCCACCUCAGAUCGAAUCUAUCCACGAUAUUGCGUCUGCUGGGAGCAACACUACGUCCUCAGAGAUCGUUUCUACUCGUACCAUGGUUCAAGAAUCUAACAGCCUGGAGAAAGAUUUGAAGAAUUCCGAGACUUCUGGCGAUGAUGGAAAAGCGCUCGUUGCAGUAAAAAUUGAGCCGAAGGAGUCACCCCUAGGAGUCGCUACGCCGCCGUCAAAAUGUCCACAAAAAAACUCUCAAUCUAAAGGGCUGGAUGUAACAGAGACGACAUCACUACAUAAGACAUCCAUAGCAGUCCAAAGUCCGUCUGAGCCUGCGCCUGAAAUUUCAGCUCCAACGCUGUCACAUUUUACGAGCGCAAACAUCAUUGCGUUGAAGGGAGCAAGGGCUGUUUGUCGUAGUGACCUGUAUGAACAACACUGGUUGUUAAGAUUUCUAGGCCGGACAGAUCUUCCUCAGCAUUCUUCUAGAUGCGGUUCAUAUGGAGAUUUCCUUGCAUAUAGCGGUCAGUCAAUGACAUACGUCCUGAGUAAUGUCGACGCUCUUCUGCAGUCUUUCCUCCACUUCGACGAUAGCGACGCAGCUUCUAAAGUCGUAUGGUCUUAUGAUUUCGCAUCAAUAGUCGACUUGUUCCGGAAGCUACGCCGUAUGGACAUGCAUCCACAUAAGAUUUUUCCAAGCCUCUGGAUCAGCGCUGGCAGACUCUACCCUGUCUCUACGGCUACCAAUAAGCGUCGGUUGUCGACAGCUUCAGGCCUAGUCUCAUUCUCACUCGACCCUUCGCCGGCUUCUCAAGGUUGUUCCCUUAACGAUCUGGAAGCAUGCCAUGUGGUCAAGAUUAUACUCGCUGCUUUGGUAGCCUCUGUACCCAAAUGCAGUCCAAUGGGUUGGCUUGCUGUUCGCAAGCUACACGCCUCCGGUCAGGUAGCGCCCUUCAUAGACGCCGAGAAUUCGCCAGUAGAACAGAAGAUGAUUGGAAAGUUGGUGAGGACACUACACGCUUUUGAGAACGAGAUGGCUCUCAGCCUGGUGAUAAGACUUGCUAGAUCGAUUGACAUGGCAGAGGAUGUCGAAAAGUACCGCCGGGUAUUCCCCCUUAUAUUUUCACGGGUGAUAAAUUAUGUCAACGCCGAUGACCUCAAGAUUUGCGUUGCCGAGAAUGAAGGUCAACCAUCCGUCAAAAGCGGGGAGUGGACCGACCCAGAGCCUGAGCCGAUUACCUGGCAUCAGAAAGAAUGGCCGAUCAUCAUUGAAUGGUUACGAGCUGUAAUUUUGAAAGAGUGGGAUGGUAAAGCCAGAGUAGCAAAUGGUAGUGCUGUCGGCGGUGCUCUGGGGCUGAUGUGGCAUAUACAUGAGCAUGCCAACGCAUACCGCUUUGACUGGGACUUGUUCCACACGCCGUUUUUAUCGGAACGGCUCGAUGUGAUGGAUGUGCCGGCGGCAUGGUACAAUUCUGCAUGGGCCGACGGCAGAUCCGUACAUCUGUUAGAUUUCCCUUUCUUAUUUCCGCCUUCCGCGUUGGUGGCCUACUUUCGAUCCAUCAACCACACUGCAAUGUACACAGCAUAUCGGGACUCCGUCGCCGCUUCUCGUUUGUGUGAUGGGGUGAGCUGGCCAGAUCGUUCCACAGGAAGAGGGGCGCUUCGGCUUCCUGAUCGACUACAUUGUGCAACGGCCGAGUACCUUGUGCUCGAAGCACGUCGCGAUCACGUUCUCACGGAUGCUAUGAACGAAAUAUACAGGCGUCAAAAGCGUGAGCUGAUGAGACCAUUGAAGGUACGCAUGGUGGGAGAAGAAGGCAUCGAUCACGGUGGCGUUCAGCAGGAAUUCUUUCGUGUGGCUAUCGCAGAAGCUUUGAACCCUGACUAUGGCGUAUUCACAACAGAUCCUACGACCCGAAUGUCUUGGUUCCACCCUUCUUCACCGGAGCCAUCGUACAAAUUCGAGUUGCUGGGCAUUUUAGUCUCACUGGCAGUAUACAAUGGCCUUACCCUUCCAUUCACGUUUCCCCUCGUAAUGUACAGAAAGCUCUCUGGCCUACACCAUCAUAAGCUUUCGGACCUUGAGGAUGGCUGGCCCGAGCUGGUGAAAGGUCUAAAGGCUCUCCGCGAUUGGAAGGACGGUGACGUUGAAGAUGUCUUCAUGAGAUCAUAUGUCUUCAGCAUAGAUAAGUUUGGUGCUACUGAAGAUCGCCUUAUUGGUCAAUAUGAGAAAGUCGAGCAGAGCGAUGAAGAAAAAUCGCAAGGGAUUAUUGAGGAAAAACCCAAGAAGGUGGUGAAAGUGUUACGGAUUAAGAGGAAGCCAAGGAAAUUUCGUAAAACUGCAGCUGAGGAAGGCGAGGAGGACGCGUUACGGUUUUUGAGAGGCAGCCAGUUCCAGGGAGCCACCGCAGAACCAACCGACGAGGUGUUAAUGUCGGACUUCCAAUCGCGUGUUCCCUUUCCCACAGAUUUUACCAACCACACUAUGCCGACGAUAACCAGUGAGGAGGAAGCAUUAGAAUACCUGAAAAGCAGGGAUCACAAGGAAGCCCGUGUUGAUUUAGACGACGAGCUGUGUAUGUCGGACUCCUCAUCGCCUGAUCGACUUCCAGCUAGUCCUGGCACCCAAAAUACUCCGAUGGUGACUAACGAGAACCGCGACCAAUAUAUCCACGACUACAUACACCAACUUACUUAUAAAACCGUUUACGACCAAUUCAAUGCUUUCAGGUACGGCUUCUUCACAUGUUUCCAUCCAAAAGCCAUUUCCCUAUUCACGCCAUCUCAUCUGAAAGCCCUUGUCGAAGGGCUGCCCGAUAUCUCCGUCGCUGGCCUCGAAAGAGUGACCCGUUACGACGGUGGUUAUGAAUUCUUCCAUCCCACAAUUCGCCAUUUCUGGAAUGUAGUGCACAGCUGGUCGCAAGAAAAGGUCCGAAAGCUGUUGGAGUUCGUGACGGCGAGUGAUCGGCUACCUGUGGGUGGGGUGGAAAAACUGGUAUUUACCGUGCAGAAGAACGGGAUUGGAGAUGGGAGGUUACCUACCAGUCUGACUUGCUUUGGAAGGCUUCUCUUGCCCGAGUUUACGAGCGAAGAGAAGUUACGAGAGGCACUGGAGAAGGCAAUUGAGAAUUCGAAAGGCUUCGGACAGCCUUGA
Messenger RNA from Letharia lupina, 4035 nucleotides. RefSeq lists its product as uncharacterized. The record is from RefSeq and is a predicted model, not a curated record. The transcript has 4 exons. Gene Ontology annotation, molecular function: ubiquitin protein ligase activity. NCBI's taxonomy places the organism in Eukaryota, Fungi, Ascomycota, Lecanoromycetes, Lecanorales, Parmeliaceae. The coding region runs from base 1 to 4035 and encodes 1344 amino acids. Gene Ontology annotation, biological process: protein polyubiquitination.